This is a messenger RNA of Amaranthus tricolor (Joseph's coat), 2234 nucleotides long. RefSeq names its product probable inorganic phosphate transporter 1-4. Gene Ontology annotation, biological process: phosphate ion transport; transmembrane transport. The transcript is spliced from 3 exons. The coding region runs from base 332 to 1945 and encodes 537 amino acids. Gene Ontology annotation, molecular function: phosphate transmembrane transporter activity. Gene Ontology annotation, cellular component: membrane. The record is from RefSeq and is a predicted model, not a curated record. NCBI's taxonomy places the organism in Eukaryota, Viridiplantae, Streptophyta, Magnoliopsida, Caryophyllales, Amaranthaceae.
UUCUCCCACAUUCUAACAGCACUAAGUAUUCUUAAGUCAACAAAUUGGUAUGAAUUGUGAAAAACAAAACAAAACCCAAUUGGGACCCACCUAAAAUUAGUAUUCUUCCCAUCCUUGAACUUUAUAUAGCGUACCUUCUAUCCUCCUCUCUUCCGCACUCUCCUUUGUUCUCUCCUUCAUUUUUCUUUUUCCACAUCUAAUCAUCAACACAGAAGAAAAAACAAAAAUUAAAGGGAAAAUAAAAUUUUCAAAGGUCUUGUUCUUUCUCCAAAGUUUGCACAGCUGGUUAAAUCUUUAAAUUUGAGUGUUUCUCAAUUAAGGUACAAGAAAAAUGGCACAAGAACAACUGAAAGUGCUGAAUGCACUAGAUGUUGCCAAAACACAAUGGUAUCAUUUUACUGCAAUUGUUAUUGCUGGAAUGGGUUUCUUCACCGAUGCCUAUGAUCUUUUCAGCAUUUCCUUAGUCACUAAACUUCUGGGUCGCAUAUAUUACACUCAAUCUGGUGCACUUAAACCUGGGACUUUACCCCCUAAUGUCUCUGCUGCUGUUAAUGGUGUUGCCUUCUGUGGGACCCUUUCAGGACAGCUUUUCUUUGGGUGGCUAGGUGACAAAAUGGGAAGAAAAAGGGUUUAUGGUAUGACUCUUAUGAUGAUGGUUAUAUGCUCAUUAGCUUCAGGUCUUUCAUUUGGACAUGAAGCUAAGGGUGUCAUGGCUUCACUUUGUUUCUUUCGUUUUUGGCUUGGAUUUGGUAUUGGAGGAGAUUACCCGCUUUCAGCUACAAUUAUGUCGGAGUAUUCUAAUAAGAAGACCCGUGGAGCUUUCAUUGCUGCGGUUUUUGCUAUGCAAGGAUUUGGAAACUUGACUGGUGGUAUUAUUGCUCUUAUUGUUUCGGCUGCUUUUAAGGCGGCGUUCCCGGCUCCUUCGUAUGCCACUGAUGCUGCUGCUUCAUUGGUUCCUCAAGCUGACUAUGUGUGGAGGAUUAUUCUGAUGUUUGGUGCUAUUCCUGCUCUAAUGACUUACUACUGGCGUAUGAAGAUGCCUGAAACUGCACGUUACACUGCACUUGUGGCUAAUAAUGCUAAACAGGCUGCCUCUGACAUGUCUAAGGUGUUGCAAGUAGAUAUUGAAGAGGACCAAGUAAAAGCAGCAGCGCUGGUAGAAAAGAAGAAAACUCAAUUUGGUUUAUUCUCGAGGAAAUUCUUAAAAAGACAUGGUCUUCACUUGUUAGGAACUGCUACUUGUUGGUUCUUACUAGACAUUGCAUUCUACAGCAACAACCUCUUCCAAAAAGACAUUUUCAGUGCAGUAGGCUGGCUUCCUAAAGCCAAAUCUAUGAGCGCCCUUCAGGAGGUUUACAUGGUGGCGCGAGCCCAAACUCUAGUGUCCCUUUGUGGAACUGUGCCGGGCUACUGGUUCACUGUCGUCUUCAUCGAUAUAAUAGGCCGUUUUUACAUCCAAUUAAUGGGUUUCUUCUUCAUGACCGCCUUCAUGUUUGGACUGGCCAUCCCAUAUCACCACUGGACUACCCCAGGGAACCAUAUUGGGUUUGUUGUCAUGUAUGGUUUCACUUUUUUCUUUGCUAACUUUGGGCCUAAUGCAACAACCUUUGUGGUGCCUGCCGAGAUCUUCCCAGCUCGUUUAAGGUCGACUUGCCAUGGUAUAUCAGCUGCUGCAGGGAAAGCCGGGGCCAUUGUUGGGGCUUUCGGGUUCUUAUACUUGGCACAGUCUAGAGAUGCAAGUAAGACAGAUGCAGGGUAUCCUCCUGGUAUUGGAGUUAGGGACUCACUGAUGAUUUUGGGAGGAAUUUGUGGACUUGGUUUCUUCUGUACCUUUCUUGUUCCCGAAGCAAAUGGAAAAUCCUUGGAAGAAAUGUCUGGUGAGAAUGAAGAUGAAGCUGAAGAGUAUCAGGGUCCUACUACUGAUAACAGAACAGUUCCAGUUUAAGACCAGAUUUAUUUUGUAUUUUUUAGUAGAAUUGAUCAUAUGGAGUAGUUUUUUUACCUCUUUGAGGUUGAACUGAUAUAUGCUCCCUAGGUGAAGUGCUACAUUCUGAAGUGUGCAUGUUUGCAAUAAAAAAUAAGCACUUUCAAGAUUUUGGAAUUUGGUUGUAAUUUGGUGUCAAUUGGGGAGAUUUAGAUCUCUUUGGGGGUAUGAUCUUAACAAUAUAAUAUAAGCUUUGUUGUGCCUUCUAUUCUCCAAAAGAUUACUUUUAUAUACUUGGAAUAUUGAUCUA